GGAAAGCCCUGGAAACAGCAGGGCUAGGUCUGUGGGCUGGUGCGAAGUGACGCUAUGUAUAGCUUUGGAAACAGAGAAGAGGGUAUCAGGGGUCUGAGGGGAAAGGUAGAUCUCAAGCUGUGAGAGGGAAGAUUCCUGCACACCUCGCUCCUCAGCCUAACGUGACUUUUCAGAGGAAUCUGUUUUGCUCCAAUUAAAUAUUUUGACCUUUGCAACGUUGAACGUGAAAUAAAAGCAAGACCCGGUGGACAUUUUUUUCUUUUUGCUCUGAGGAACCAGGUUCUUCAUUGAGGUGUGACAACAAUUCUCUUAUCACCACAUCUCCAAAGAUAUGGGCAGGAAUGACGGCGACUGUAAUACCUGGAAAUACGGCAACGAUCUCAAAGCCGACCUGAGCGCCCAUGCAAAGACUGGAAGCUGCAGCCAGAGCAUGGUGGAAAUUUAUGACUCGGCCGAUGACACCUCGCUGCGGCCUGAACCCGCUCCCCCCGGUGACAACGCUGUCAGUGCGGCUGCUGAAGAUGACGGAGUGAAGAAGAGUCGGGAGGGCGAGACCUGCGAGGACGAUGAAGAAGGACACCUGCUCUAUCACGUCGGCCUCGUGAUGAAAGAACGAUACGAAGUGGUGUCCACACUGGGAGAGGGGGCCUUCGGAAAGGUGGUGGAGUGUAUCGACAGAGACAAAGACGAGCGCGUGGCCGUGAAGAUUGUGAGGAACAUCGACUGUUUCCGAGAAGUGGCCAAGUCUGAGAUCGCUGUGCUGGAGGAGAUUAACAGCCUGGAUGAUGACCAGAGAUUCGCCUGUGUGCGGAUGCUGGACUGGUUCGAGCACGAGGGCCACAUCUGCAUUGUGUUCGAGCUGCUCGGCCUCAGCAUCUACGAGUUCCUCCGACAGAACAAGUUCCUGCCGUUCAGCGUGGAGCAGAUCAGGCACAUGGCCUUCCAGAUCUUCAGGGCAGUCUGCUUCUUGCAUCGCAACAAGCUGACCCACACCGACCUGAAGCCCGAGAACAUCCUGUUCGUCUGCUCUGACUUUGACCUCGACUACAAUGACGAAAGGAAGUGUGAGGAGAGGAAGCUGAGGAGUCUGGAUGUGAAGGUGGUGGAUUUUGGCACCGCCACGUUCGACCACGAACACCAUGAAUCCCUGGUGUCGACGCGCCACUACCGAGCUCCGGAGGUCAUACUGGAUCUGGGCUGGAACCAGUCGUGUGACGUUUGGAGUCUCGGCUGCGUUCUCAUGGAAUUUUACCUGGGACGUGCGCUCUUCCAGACCCACGACAGCAAAGAACACCUGGCGAUGAUGGAGAAAGUUCUGGGACCGAUCCCGUCGCAUCUGCUGAAACGGACCAGGAAGCAGCAUUAUGUGCACAACGAGUGUCUGAACUGGAACGACCAGAACUCCUCAGACGACUACAUCAGGAAACACUGUCGGCCUCUCAAGCAGUACAUGCACAGGAAGAGCGAAGACGAGAGGCAGCUGUUCGACCUGCUCGGCUGCAUGCUGGAGUACGACGUCUGCAGACGGAUCAGCCUGGAGGAGGCGCUGUGGCACCCGUUCUUCAGCCCGAUGAGGGUGCAGAAGCAGCGCAGCUAACACACACAUGCACACACACUACACACGCAUUUUUGUGAACAUGCAGGGCAUGGCCUAGGCCAGUAGGGGGCCCCCAAGGGCUGACUCUUUAAACUACAGUAGGGAGGCUGAAAGAACAUGAAUGAGCUAGAAGUUGAAAUAUUAACACUUAGUAACCAGUGAGUUUAGGUGCUGUUACAGAUAUUCACUUGUGGUUUUAUAUGACACUAGAGAGGAGGGUAUAAGUUAAUUUGGGUAAUGCUGUUUUAAUCCCACAGUCCAGAGACUUGUUUGUUUGGUUUUUAUGUGAUUCUAAAUAGACUGUAAGUGUGCGUGUGAGUGCGAAUGGCUGAUUGUUAAGGAAAAUGAAUGAAUAACUUUUUACAUUUUUUUUUUGUAACAUUAGUUGAGUGUAAUUUUUUACCCUAUGGUCCCAGUCAGGUUGAGCUUUUGUCAACAGUUUGUACUGAAAUUUCCCAAAACAUCACAACAAUUAAAUGCCUGUUUGGAGUAUGAGCAAAAAGAAGUUAUAUUUUUUUAAAGUAUUUUAUCUUAACUUGUAAGAUUUCAUGUUUUUUAAUUAUUUUUUAAACCAGACUGCAACAAACACAGUUACAGUGUGUGUUUUUAUGUGUUUUGUGGUAAUACAACAUGCUGACCCACACCAACCACCAUACACACGGUCAUUUCUGAAGUUUUACAGGCUGUUUGAUGGGAAAUAACGAGUUUCCUAUAAUGUUAUUUACCGUUAACUGGCUUUUUUUUUUUUUUUUGUCUAAUUGCCCCAAAGUUUGGAUUGAAACAUUUCUUAGAACAUAAGUAAUUCAUCUGUUGUUUGGAAUAUGAGCAAAAAGAAACAGUAUUUUAAAAAUCUGUUUCAUUUUAAAUGUUAAAUUUCACACACUUUUCGUCCAGACUUUUAAUUGAUCCAACAAACUCCCUGUUGCUGAGCUCAUUUAGUGUAUUUUUACUUAAGCUGACACACGUCGAUCUGUUACAAUCUGUCAACUUUUCCCUUAUGCACUGUUUUCCAGCGUACACAUGAUCAUUUCUAAAGUUUUACUGUCAUUUUAUGGGACACAAGGGGUAACUGUUGAUUGUACAUUUUUGCCUUUGGCCACUAUAGACUCUAGUAUCACUUGUGCACUUGUGUAUUUCUACCUCAAACUGUAAUUUAACCCUAAAUUGCAAUAGUUUUUUAAUACUGAGUGGGAUUUUCAGUUCCAUAGAGCAUUCCUGUUUGUUUGAAAUCAUUUAGUCGACACUGAACCGUGAUCCUAGAGUCUGCAUGAUUAUUAUGAGUUUUACAUUUUAUCUUUCAGCAGUUUGUCAAUAAAUAUUUUUAAUUUUAA
Messenger RNA from Mugil cephalus (flathead mullet), 2928 nucleotides. RefSeq names its product dual specificity protein kinase CLK4-like. Gene Ontology annotation, molecular function: ATP binding; protein tyrosine kinase activity. Lineage: Eukaryota; Metazoa; Chordata; Actinopteri; Mugiliformes; Mugilidae. Gene Ontology annotation, biological process: regulation of RNA splicing; protein phosphorylation. The record is from RefSeq and is a predicted model, not a curated record. Bases 332 to 1597 code for a protein of 421 amino acids. Gene Ontology annotation, cellular component: nucleus. The transcript has 13 exons.